AUGUCGUUGAAAUCACCCUCGGGACAGAAGAACCAUAGAACUCCCCAUCAUUCUGUGAGGUUCACCAGUGAAGAAAUGCCAAAAUACAAGUGUCUUGAUUCAGGGGACAGCGUCCAGAAUUACAUGGGGCCCCAGUCAUACCCUGGACAAGAUUCUGGCGCGCCAAGCCCUGACUCCUGCACCUUUCAGCCGGCCGCUCAGAGAUUCAGGAUCAAUGAGCAACGAAUCAAACUUCUGACGUCAAUAAACCAGAUAGUGCAGCAGAGAGCCGAUCUCGAAGCAAAUCGUGUCACUCUCAGCAGUCUUCUCGAUGAGUUGAAACGAAAGCUGAAGAGGAGAAUAGAAGAAUGCCAUUUCGAAAAGAAAGAGAAGAUGAGGUCUUUAAAGCAAGCCAACCAACGCCUGGAGAAAGAGAAGUUCAACGUGGUCUCAGAGCUGGAACACCUCAAGAGACACCUGGAGAGGGAAGAGGCACAUCAUCUGCAACAUGCGAGGACUGUCGUAGCGCAGGCCAUUCAAGGUGUAGUUUCGAAGUGCCCGCCACCAGAUGGCGCCUUCAACCAAUGUUCAAUUGCUGAUUUUCCUAACGCAGUGAGCAGAAGUGUCGCUAGAAAUGCCCCUUCAAGAAAUUCUGACAAUAAGCUGGCCGCCGCGCGACUCAUGCGCGACAUCGCCGAGCUCCGAACCAGGGUAGCCCAAGUAGAAGCAAGACUUGCCAACGAACUGAAGCGUAAAAGACAGGCUGAGCUCGACAUUAUUCGUCUGAGGAAGGAGUUGUCUUCCACGAAGAGUCUCGUCGCAUCGCUGCGGAUGCCCCCGCCCCCACUACGAAAGCAAUGUUCCAAAUUCGCGUAG
Arctia plantaginis is the source of this 855-nucleotide messenger RNA. NCBI's taxonomy places the organism in Eukaryota, Metazoa, Arthropoda, Insecta, Lepidoptera, Erebidae. The record is from the annotation of a GenBank genome assembly.